Messenger RNA from Raphanus sativus (radish), 924 nucleotides. RefSeq lists its product as uncharacterized. Lineage: Eukaryota; Viridiplantae; Streptophyta; Magnoliopsida; Brassicales; Brassicaceae. Gene Ontology annotation, cellular component: membrane. The transcript has 7 exons. Gene Ontology annotation, biological process: protein ubiquitination. Gene Ontology annotation, molecular function: zinc ion binding; ubiquitin-protein transferase activity. The coding region runs from base 116 to 769 and encodes 217 amino acids. The record is from RefSeq and is a predicted model, not a curated record.
UCUCCUACCAUAUGCUUCUUCCAGAAAAAAAAAAGAAAAACAGAGGAAAGCUUUUGAAACGAAGAGCGCCUUUUUUGUCCGCUAAGUUCAAACGAAGAGACGAACGAUCGGAGAGAUGGGAGACGUGAUAAUAUUCAUAGAAGAUACAGAUAUGAAUUCGAGUUUCUCACGCUGCAGGAUUUGUCACGAAGAAGAAGAAGAAGCAGAGAGCUACUUUGAAGCUCCUUGUUCUUGCUCAGGCACCGUCAAGUUUGCUCACAGAGAUUGCAUACAACGAUGGUGCGAUGAGAAAGGAAACACGAUUUGUGAAAUAUGUCUCCAGGAUUAUAAACCUGGAUACACCACAACUUCAAAACCAUCUCGUUUAGUUGAAGCAGCAGUCACAAUCAGGACGAGGAGACAAUAUGGAGGAAGAAGAAAUAGAAGAUUAGUGAAUAGAACUGAAUCAGAAUUUCCAGAAUGCAACUCUGAAGUUGACAGAGGCGCUUCUUGUUGUAGAUACUUGGCUCUUAUUCUAUCGGUGGUUUUGUUGAUAAAGCAUGCGUUUGAUGUGGUUUACGGAACCGACGAAUAUCCCUUCACGAUUUUGACGGUAUUAACACUGAAGACCAUUGGUAUACUAUUGCCAAUGCUCGUAAUCAUUCGGACUAUCGCAGCUGUUCAGAGCAGUCUCCGACGUCAGUUUAUCGAAUCUGAAGAAGAUAGGUUGAGCUCUGAAGAAGAAGAUGAUGACUUGGAGGAGGAAGAGCAACAGCAACAUUUGGCUUGAUCUUUAUUUUCUUCGUUAAACCUUUGUCUUUUUUAUGAAAGCAUAAGACUCUCAUAUACAAAUAGAAAUCUGUAACCACUAUCAACUGUAACGUAUGUUAAAUUAAUAAUCAUAAGAGUUUUAAGUUAUAAAACAAGAUUAGAGGAUAUAUAAAA